Messenger RNA from Polyodon spathula (Mississippi paddlefish), 3652 nucleotides. RefSeq lists its product as uncharacterized. The transcript has 7 exons. NCBI's taxonomy places the organism in Eukaryota, Metazoa, Chordata, Actinopteri, Acipenseriformes, Polyodontidae. The record is from RefSeq and is a predicted model, not a curated record. Bases 2337 to 3209 code for a protein of 290 amino acids.
UUUAACUCUAACGAAGGUAAAGGUAAGUGCCUCCUCUCUAUAGCCUAGCAGUGUAAAAUCAAUUGUAGCUACUGCAUGCGUCUGAUUACAGAUCCUAUUAUUAAUGGUGCAUACGCUCCAUAUAGUUUUUUUUAUUAACUCACAUUGACAUUCUUAAAAGCUGAAAUGCUACUUCAUUCAUCACCCCCUUUAUUUAUUUUCAAAAAUGUACUUGCUUAUUGAAUUCAUUGUAAUUUAAAAAUUAUCAGUGUAUCAUCAUAUGUCAGAAAAUAUCUAGGAGAUUAGCUUAAUCAACUUGGUUCUUUAUAAUAAGUACUAACAUGUAAGAUGUAUUCCAGUUAAGAAAAAUGGAAGGAACCCCUGCCUUUAGAAGGGUGCCAGGGUCCGAGGACCUGCUCCUCCAGCCCUCGCCCGAAGCUGCCGGUUUCUCUGCGGCCAUUGAGGCGGCCACUGUGAGCUUUGUGGCGAAGGCACCGGAAGAGGUCCAGAAGGGUGCCGUGACCCAUGUUGUGUCGCAGGUAAGAGACCCCGGGAACAACAUGCUGGUACUCGGCCAGAGUACCGUGCAGUUCGGUAAGUACCGGGGUCAAACCUUGACAGUGGCUCCUGACAAACGACGUGGGCUACGCUGUGUCUAUGAUGACCAUCCCCCAGAGGGAGCGGGAGGGUGACAUGUCACCCUACAUGGCCAACAAGGACGCCCUGACUAGCUACGCCUGUGCUUUCCCUGACUUUGCCUCGACUCUCAGGGACCGGAGAGCACAGGAUGUAGCCCAGCCCAGUCAGGAGGACCUGCACCUUGUGGCCUUUGGGGUGCAUAAGGAUCUCGCCUGGAGGGAUCUGUACGAGGCUAUGGACAAGGAGAAGAGAGGCUACGUCAAAUGUCUCUGGUGUCAGACACACCAACCCGGAACGCAGAUGGAGGCACUCCAGAAAUACAUCCUGCGGAGAGACUAGGAGUCCCUGUCCCCUGCGUCGUCACAGGCCGAGUCUUCGCAGGCUGUCCUCGCUCAGCUUCCUCCCUCCUAGCCUGCUUCCUCUCAGCCUGGGGCCUCGCAGUUGUCCCCGACCCCUGCGCUCUCACCACUGGUGAGCAGCCGGCGUCUGCCUCCAAACAUGCCGAAGGUCGUGCCUUGCACACCUUCAGCUCAAGGUGACAAAGAAGAUCGUGGGUGCUGCUGCUGGCACGGCUGCCUGGUCCACCAACGUGGGGAACGAGUUUGGGCAGGUCCUCAUGUCUGUGCCGACCUCUUAUGAGGACGAGGGCCUGCUCCCCAUGGCUGCCGGGCUGAUGCAGUGGUACCAGAAAGCCGGCAAGGCUCCCCUUCAGCUCCUCUACGUGUACCGUGACUGCUGCUCCAUCGGCGGGGGGUCGAAGACUGCCGCUGUCUGCCUCCAUCUUUCAGUGGGCCGAGGAGGACGUUGCCCUACUGAUGAAGGCCAAGCGGUCGGACCUCGAGGGGAAGCAGCGGGUGUUGGGCCUGACUGACGCCGAGAUCUCGAACCGCAUCUCCAAGAAGGAGCUGGUUCGCCACUGUGGCCGCUGGACUCGGGGAGCAGAGGAGACGGCACGGCUCUUGGAGGAGCUGAUUGAGACCUUUGACAGCAAGAAGGGUUGGGACAAGAUGGGCAUCCCGCUGCUGGACCACGACUGCAUCCAGGCCAUCUGGCAGGUGCAGAGAUGUCACCUCCACUGCAUCCAGGACCCCCAGGUGUACAGUUGUACACCAAGAUCGGGCAGAUCACCAAGGGAGGCGUGACGCUGCCGGUCUACCGCUGCACACGUGGGUUGACUUCCUUGGAGUCCUUCCAUCUCCACCUCAACCACUUCAUCCAAGGUAGCAGUGUAAGUGCCAUGCACUUUCAGGCAUACCUGCUGGAGGGGCUGGUGAGGUGGAAGGAGGACCGCGCUGCAGCGGCAGUGGAGGGACUAAGACAGGUCCUGCACUGCUACAGUGGCUCCCUGCAGCACGCCCUCAACCGAUUUGAGCCAGAAACUUCUUGGCUGCAGUCUGGUUGAGGAUUUCACCAAGCCUGGCGAGUAUACAGGAGAGCUCCUUGGAGUUGAGUACCUGUACUCGCAAACAGGCAGCGUGCUGCAGGCCGUCGUCUUGGAACCGGACACUCCGGACGAGGCUGCAGAUGAGGAUCCAGAUGUCGAGGAUGAGGGGUUUGAGGGUGACGAUGAGGUCGAAGACCCCACCAUCCCCGGCCUCGUUCACCCGCUGGCAGAGCCACCUGCGCCCCGAGUCUCAGUCCUUCCGAUCCUGUCGGCAGUCCAGUCCGGUCAAGUCGAUGUCUUGUGGCCUUUGUCGCUCUGGAAAUGCCAGCAUCAGAUGUCUCCCCUUGCAUCUCCUCCGACUUCUUGUCAGGCUCUCACUCCUGCUGGUUCACCUGUGAGAGAUUCUGAGGAGUCACAUGGACCUGAUGGUGCUCCCGGGUACCAGCAUGUCCAGCGCCUGGCCAGCAGUCUGGUGAGACUGCGUGGGUCGCUCUUCCUGACGGAGCAGCAGGUAGAUGAGCUUGUUGAGCUAUGGCGUCUCCUCGCUGACGGAGAUAAGCAGUGCCUCAUCCUCAGGGACUACUCCCAAGUCCGAGAGCUGGUGCUGGGCAGCCCGAGACUCAUGGAGAAGACCACCCUCCAGCUGUUCCAGUUGAAUCAGCACACCCUGUCUCAAUGGCACAACAAACGGCAAAAGGGGCAGAAGCAGGCUGUCCUUCAACUGGGGGUGGAGCCCUCUAGCGCCAGCGCAGUAGACCCAGAGCCUCAACCCCAGCCGCACCCGCUGCUACAGGAGGGCGUGACUUACAGCCACCAGCUGCAUGCCAUUCCAUGCCCCCCAAACACAGUGGGUGAGGCAAAGCAGCAGAAACUCCCUGGGGCCACUGCGCAGACCGCAGUCCUGGUACCCUCGGCUAUCCCUGCGCCACAUUCCACUUCUUCAGCUGUUGCUGCUGCUCCUCCUCCUCACGUGUCCAGCACCACCUGCUGGCGACACAGAAAGAGGGCAGAGGAGGAGGUGGGGGGCUCCAACACAGGGAAGAGGAAGUACGAGCGGAAGAGAGCAGAGAACUUAUGUUCACUGUGCGGACAGCCAAAGCAGAAGGAGUUCGGCCAGAGCCGCUUUGGCAACGUUGCCUUCUGCUCUGCUUCCUCGGGCAAAACUGUGGCGCAGUGGUUGACUGAAAUGCGUGCCAAGAAGAAGUAAGCCCUUCUCCCUCUUUUUUUUUUUUUUUUAAAGCUCCAUUUUCUCCCAGUUUUUAAAAUAUCCAAUUAUGAUUUAAAAACUUUGCCUCAGAACUGCAACUUGCCCCUAUUGACUCGGAGAGACUAAGACAAGCACUCCUAUCCUCCGAAACAAUUCGGUUUUGUGGGGUUUUUUUUUUUUUUUUUUUUGGUGGUGAAUUGUUUUCAUGUUUUUAUUGUUUUAUCUGUCUUGUGUACCCCAGCAAACCUAUAUAGCAUUUUAUUCAGCACAAGUUGGACUUUCCUCUGGUGAAAGCCCCGAUGUGUUAAGCUAAUUGAAAUAUUGAACCACAAGUUGAUUUAUUUGGGAACUGUUGUGUUUUACUAAACUGUUUUGUAGCCUAUUUGAUAUGUGUUACACACACGGUGCAUUUUAAUCAGUGUGGGUUUUAUUUCGCAGGGAGA